Molecule: messenger RNA, 2819 nt
Organism: Panonychus citri (citrus red mite)
Lineage: Eukaryota; Metazoa; Arthropoda; Arachnida; Trombidiformes; Tetranychidae
Gene: ple
Product: tyrosine 3-monooxygenase-like
Exons: 13
Coding region: 752-2290 (512 amino acids)
Biological process (GO): dopamine biosynthetic process from tyrosine
Cellular component (GO): perikaryon; axon; cytoplasm
Molecular function (GO): tyrosine 3-monooxygenase activity; iron ion binding
Source: RefSeq, a predicted model, not a curated record
CUUCAUCUUAAACAAACAAUUAGAUGAACAACAAUUAGUUGAACUAAUCUAUCGAUUUGUAAUCAAUAUUAUCAUCACUUACAUCGUCAUUGUCAACGCUAAAAGAGUUAAUCAUUUUUCUCGUGAAUUUUAUGACGAUUUGUACCAAUUAACAUUGAGAGAAAGUAACGAUUCAACUCGAUUAGAGGCUUUACUUUUCCUCGAUAGGGUUGAUCAUGGUAACAUUGGAUUCACAUUGGGAGAUUCAUUCUUGAUCACAUCUAAUUUGAUGGCGACUCUAUUUGCAUCGUUGAUUGUUAUGGUUUUUAUUUUACCUUCAAUUCAAUAAUUAGACGACAACAAUGUAAUUGCUCAAAAUUGGACCUAAACAAUUAAAUCGUAACCAAAUUGCUAACAAUCUUAUAAUAAGAAUACUGAUAUUUGCAGAUUAUUUAAAUGAAUAUCAUGAAGUACAACAAUUAACACUCGUUAUUAGUAAUGAUUUGAAUAAAUUUUCAUUCUCUUAAAAAUUGAAUAGAAGAUUGUGAUUAAUUAAUAUCAAUUUUUCAUCAUGAGUUUGCCGAUUCCUCCAAAAAGAUGUCACUACCGUACAGAAAAUAUCCAAAGCAACAUUUUCCUUAGCCAAAGAACCGGAACUUUAUCAUAUUACUUUUAGAUUCUUAUACUUAGAAAGUGUUACCGAGACAAAUUGUUACGUUGAGUUUAUUAUUUUCAAAUUGUUCUGUGGCUAAUUAAUAUUCUGUCGAGUUCAAUGGCUUCGAUAGCAGCUUUAAGUCGAGCUAAAUUUUCAAUCAAAAGUUACAGUGUAGAGCAUGGUUAUCCAUCUCGACGGAGGUCAUUAGUUGAUGAUGCAAAAUUUGAGACUAAAAAAAAUUCCGAGGCUCGAUUAUCGUGGCUACAAGAGCAACGGCAAAACUCCCAGGAUACUGAUUUAUCCGAGGAAGAGGUUCUUGUGGUUACUGAAAAUAAAGAUGAUCAGGAUUCACCUCGAAUUCACAAUCUACUUCUUUGUCCAAAUGAUGGCUCAUUUUCUGGUCUUGCAAGAAUCUUGAAGUUCAUUGAGGCUUGUAAGGGAAGGAUUGAACAUAUUGAAAGUCGCUGUAGUCGAGAUGAUCCUAAGCGAAUGGAAAUAUUUCUCCGACUUGAGAUUUCUUCAUCAGGAUUGUUACAUCUCAUGAAAUCACUAAGACAUGGUAAUUUAGCUCAAGCUGAAGUGUUGAAAGAACAAUUAAUCAGCAUCAAAGAUCCAUGGUUCCCCCGACACAUAAGUGAUCUUGACUUUUGUACUCAUAUUAUGACUAAAUAUGAGCCUGAUUUAGAUGUAGAUCAUCCUGGAUUCACUGAUAAGGUGUACAGAGCACGACGAAAGGAGAUUGCUCAAAUUGCUUUUGAUUAUCGAUGGGGACAAACAAUACCUGAUGUUGUUUACACUCCGGACGAAAUUGUCACUUGGGGUGAAGUUUACCGGAAAUUAGUUGACUUAUAUCCUAAAUAUGCUUGUCGACAGCACGUUGAGGUGUUUCGAGUGCUCGAACGUGAGUGUGGUUAUGGUCCUGAUUCAAUUCCUCAACUUGAAGAUGUUUCCAAUUUCUUGAAACGUCGAACUGGAUUUACCAUGAGACCUGCUGCUGGUUUGUUAACUGCGAGGGAUUUUCUGGCCAGUCUUGCGUUUCGAGUUUUCCAAUCGACACAAUAUAUUCGACAUGGUUCUAAUCCUCAUCACUCUCCUGAACCUGAUUGUAUCCACGAGUUGUUAGGCCAUGCACCGAUUUUGGCCGAUCCAAUGUUCGCUGAGUUUUCCCAAGAAAUUGGAUUAGCUUCACUUGGUGCUGAUGAUCAGGAGAUUGAACGAUUUGCAACGCUUUAUUGGUUUACUGUUGAGUUUGGCCUGUGUAUGGAAGAUGGUCAAGUAAAGGCUUAUGGUGCUGGACUUUUAUCGUCUUAUGGUGAAUUACAACAUUCGCUGUCGGAUAAACCAGAACGAAGGCCAUUCGAACCAGAAAAGGCUGCGAUUCAACCUUAUCAGGAUGUCGAUUAUCAGGAUCUUUACUUUGUGGCUCAAAGCUUUGAGAAGGCCAAAGAACAGCUCAAGAAUUAUGUUUAUACCAAAUUGAAGAGACGAUUUGAUGUUACUUAUGAUCCAUUCACUCAGUCAAUUGAAGUCAUCGAUAACAUGGAUAAACUGAAAUCUAUCUCGAAAUCUUUAGAGUCACAAUUAUCCCGAUUCAAUGGAGCUCUUAAUCGUUUGAGUUUGGCUAGAAAUAACUCUAAUUGUUGGAGAAAAUAUUAAAUCAAAUAAUCAAAAUUUAACUGUUAAAUUAGAAAAAUCCUUAGCUUAUAAUCAAAAGUAUUCAAUAUUCUGUUGCUGAUUGUUAUCUGUUGUUCGUUGUGUCCAAAUAAAUGCUUAACUAAUUGAUGUUAUAUCUGGUUGAAAGAUAAAACAAAUUAAAUCAUGCAAUCAAAAACAAUCAACUCUUUAAAUCAAUUGAAACGCAAUGAAAACUAUCAACUGAUUAACCAAAAAUCAACAACAAUUGAAUCAUCAUUGGUUAAUAGGCUUAAACUAUUAAUAAAAUCUAAACACAGAUGAGAUUAAUUCAGUUGCAUCAAACUAUAAAACACUAAAUCCAGAUCAUGAUUAAUUUAGCACCAAGCGAAAGUCAAUCAAAGAGAUUCAUUUAAUUAAUUAAAAUCCAUAAAUGAUUAAUCAAUUACAAGAGAUGAAAACAUUUCAAUCAACAGUAAUGAUGUCGGUGUAAUGAUGGAAAACGAAAGCAAUUAACUCGAAAUAAACACUGAACAAUCAUAAAAACAUAAAC